AUGAGCCGUCCUAAUUACAUCGAAAUCCCCCCGGGGGAUUCGCGCUCAGCCAGUGCGCUGUCAAGGGGCCAAUUUUCACCUCGGAUCCAGCAUUUCGACGGAGAUGUGCCGCCUGCGUUGUCACCCUUGGACGCAAUCGCGGCGCGAAGCCGAAAGUUGGCCAAAGAGUUGGAAGAGACCAGGAAGGCUGGAGAACGACGGAUGAGCAGGUUGUCGCCGCAGAUUGUGACGGAUUCCCUGACCGAGCACCAAAACAAUCGUCCCCCGAUCUUUCGAGCCUUGUCCGACGGGCUGGAUACUGUUCCGCCUCUACCUGUGCUUGACAAAGAUCGCGGCGGUAAUUUUGCCCGUGUUGCUCAUCCUUUGAACCGGCCAGCCUCGCAACGCAUUCAUAUGGGCAGCAUCGCCUUUAAAGCCGUGGACGAACAAGCCAGUAAACAGCUGUCACCAGUACAAGAUUAUUUCGGUGCCCCUCGAGUAGAAUCCCCUCCGCCUCUUGAGCAUUCACCGCCUCAAAAUUCAGAGAGCCCGUCGCUACAUCCGCAAGCCGGGAGCACUUCUCAAUCAGAGCUGAGCGCGACUUUGGCGCCUCCCAGAUCCCACUCAGAUAGGCUAAGACCUUAUCAGGAUUCUGACGACGACUACACCAGCUCCAACGCCGGCUCGACUUUCUCUCAAUCGAGAAAACUGUCCUCCAGCAGUGGUUUCUCUGCUCCUCAUUCUCCGAUCUCGCCAUAUCUACAGUCUCACGGCCGCACUCCGUCGAAUGGCUCUCUUGAUUCUCCGACGAAACCCACUUUGACGCGAAAUUUUUCGCGCCCGAUGAGCUCAGCGAGCUUGACAAACCUAAAAGCAGAGAAGAGUCCCUCGAAAGCGACAUUCACAGACCGGAUGAGCCAGCUUCGGCUCGCGAAUUCUUUCGACAAUUCUACCUCGGCGCCGAAUGGAUAUCUUGCUGGGGAAGCGUCUUCGUACACUCAUGCAACCUAUAGCCUCCCGCGCGGCAAAGAUCUCACUGGCCGUACCUCCCAGCUUUUCUCCGCCCUGUCGACGCCGCAUUUUGAAUGGCAGGAACCCAUGUUCCCAGGCACCCCUCCACUAGAGGGCAAAAGUAGCACGGAGCUCCCUAUUCCGUCACCAAUAGCUUCAGCUCGGCCCAGCAGAGAGGACCAGAACCAGAGAUCCAAUUUGUCGUUCGAGCUGAAUGCUGAAGAUAGGCUUGUUGGACCGGACCGACCGUCGCCCGCAACGGCCUAUUACACGCCAACAGGCUCUGUUCGGUCAAACGAUUCUGCAGGCUCAAGGCCUUCCCUAGGCCAGCUACCACCUCCUCCUUCAGGAUUUAUGCUGCCUCCUACCCCUCUGUCACCUGUCGAGGAAAUGUCGCACUCUUCAAGGUCCACUAGCACCGUCCGGCCUACGACUGCUCGAAACGGCAGUAACUAUCAAGGACUUUCCACGGACGACCAUGUCACAAAAGCAAUCGAACUUCAUGAGGACGGAAAACUCAAUGAGUCGACAUAUCAUCUGCGAAUAGCCGCCAACAAAGGACACGCGACCGCGAUGCUUUUGUAUGCCCUUGCUUGCCGUCAUGGUUGGGGUCUCCGGGCCAAUCCGAAGGAAGGCGUACAAUGGCUUCGCAAGGCUGUAGAUUGCGCCAUGCUCGAUAUCGCAGAGGAUGAAGACCCGGAGUCUCGAAAGCCGGGUGUCGAUUAUCAUGACAAGAGGGCACACCGGGCCCAGUUCGCUCUGAGCGUGUAUGAACUCGGCGUCUCUCACCUUAACGGCUGGGGUGUGGAGCAGGACAAAACCUUGGCCUUGCGAUGUUUCGAGAUAGCGGGCAAUUGGGGAGACACCGACGCACUGAGCGAAGCUGGUUUCUGUUAUGCCGAAGGGAUCGGCUGCAAGAAAGACAUGAAGAAAGCAGCCAAGUUCUAUCGCAUGGCAGAGGCGAAAGGUGUCAGCAUGGUCGGAAACAGUUGGUAA
Cladophialophora yegresii CBS 114405 is the source of this 1986-nucleotide messenger RNA. RefSeq lists its product as uncharacterized. The record is from RefSeq and is a predicted model, not a curated record. Gene Ontology annotation, molecular function: protein binding. The transcript has a single exon. NCBI's taxonomy places the organism in Eukaryota, Fungi, Ascomycota, Eurotiomycetes, Chaetothyriales, Herpotrichiellaceae. Bases 1 to 1986 code for a protein of 661 amino acids.